AGCAUACUAAACGUUAUCCUAAUCUUGAUUAACACAGAAUAUGACGCCGUAUUAUUGGUGGGGUCCCCUAUCAAUGAAAGAGGAGCCUCUGCUAGCUGCUUCCAUCGCUCCCUAGAAUUCACUUUUUUAAGUUUUUAUUACUACUUUCAGAAUUUAGAGCUGAAACCUGAAAAUUGUGAAGUGAAAGCUUUUCGAGAAGAAGGAAGCAGAUCAAAAGAAAACAAAAUUGUUGAAAAGUGGCGUCACAACGUACAAGAGCUCAGUAACAUGCACAAGGGUUCUUGAAAGGUCUGUAACUUUAAUCUCGUUUGCUUGAGGGGGAUCUCUGCUGUGUUUGGCUUCUCAGAAAGUUGAAGAUGUAGAAAAACAGAGGAAGCUUCAACUUCAAGUAUAGCUCAUUAACUGCACUGAGGAUCCUUCAAUCUCUUUCAAGCUUCGUGUUUAAAAUUCAGCGAUUCGGGCAAUUUAUGCAGUAGAAUUAUGUAAUAUGGGAAACCGGAGAUUUCUCUUUCUGUUGGGAACAAUGGCUGUUAAUUUCUUACUGUUUCAGUCAAUACUUGUUCCAUAUGGAAAUGGAAACUCUCCUUGGUCUUUAGGGCCAGAAAACUAUGCUCAUGUACAUGAUAAUGUUAGUGAUCUAGUCUCCGAGAUCAGCAACAACGGUGGUGUUUUUGAACUUAGGGCAGAUACAAAUAGUGUUCACAGUUUUCCUGAUAAGAAGGGUGAAGUUAAGAAUUACAGCCUGGAGUUGGUCAGUGUAGGUUCCAAUGAAAGGUCCAUAGCAGUUUUGACCAAGAACAGUAAGAAUGGUUUUCCAUUGAAGCAAAUUUUGGAGUCAAAAGGGGGAAUAUCUACAGUUUCUCAAUUGCUGAAAAAUGAAAAAAUGGAUAGCUCAGACAGUACACCUUCAUAUGGUAAUCUGACCUUUCUUGAAAAUUCUCGCCCAAGAAAUGAUUUGUUUGCUUCGGAUAAUAGUACUGCAGCAAAUAUUCCUAGGACAAAGAAGAUGAGGUGCAACAUGCCGCCCAAAUCAAGAACAUUAAUACAGGAGAUGAACCGUAUACUAAUACGCCGCCGUGCUAAAUCUCGUGCAAUGAAACCACGGUGGUCUUCCAAACUUGACCUGGAAGUCCUUGCUGCAAGGUUCGAGAUUGAGCAUGCUCCGAUAGUAACACAGGACAAAGAGCUUUAUGCUCCUCUCUUUCGCAAUGUUUCUAUGUUCAAAAGGAGCUAUGAACUCAUGGAACGCACACUUAAGGUUUACAUAUACAAGGAUGGAAACAAGCCCAUCUUUCAUCAACCUAUUCUUAAGGGACUAUAUGCUGCUGAAGGCUGGUUUAUGAAACUGAUGGAGGAAAAUAAGCAAUUUGUUGUGAAGGAUCCUGCAAAGGCACACCUGUUUUAUAUGCCAUUUAGUGCGCGAAUGUUAGAGUUCUCCCUUUAUGUACGCAACUCGCAUAAUCGGACAAAUCUUCGAAGGUUCUUGAAGGAUUAUACGGAUAACAUUUCUGCAAAAUAUCGUUACUUUAACAGAACUGGUGGUGCUGACCAUUUUCUUGUUGCUUGCCAUGAUUGGGCUCCAUAUGAAACAAGGCACCACAUGGAAUACUGCAUAAAAGCCCUCUGCAAUUCUGAUGUAACUCAAGGCUUCAAAAUAGGAAGGGACGUUGCUCUUCCGGAAACUUAUGUCCGAUCAGUUAAAAAUCCUCAGAGAGAUCUUGGAGGAAAGCCUCCUCAAGAAAGGCACAUUCUUGCAUUCUACGCCGGAAACAUGCACGGUUAUUUGCGCCAAAUACUGCUAAAGCACUGGAAGGACAAAGACCCUGACAUGAAGAUAUUCGGCCCAAUGCCACACGGUGUUGCCAGCAAGAUGAGUUACAUUCAGCACAUGAAGAGCAGCAAAUACUGCAUAUGCCCAAAGGGGUAUGAGGUCAACAGUCCCCGUGUGGUUGAGGCCAUAUUCUAUGAGUGUGUGCCUGUCAUUAUAUCAGACAACUUUGUGCCACCUUUUUUUGAGGUUUUAGAUUGGGAUGCAUUCUCAUUAAUCCUUGCAGAGAAAGACAUUCCAAACUUGAAGAACAUACUUGUUUCAGUUCCUGAAGAAAAGUAUGUCAAAUUGCAACUUGGGAUCAGAAGGGUUCAGAAACAUUUUUUGUGGCAUACAAAGCCCUUGAAGUAUGACCUAUUCCACAUGACACUCCAUUCAAUUUGGUAUAACAGAGUGUUUCAAAUAAACGUGAGACGAUGAAUGAUGAUUCAUAUCAGAUCAGCCCUUUGAAUUGGAAGUAGAGGCCCUCAUGGGCAUUUUGCUGAAGAGCUUAUUUCAAAAAAAGAUAAAAAAAAGAGACAUUUUCUAGAGAAUGUGGAGGUAUAUAUAUUAGUGAAAACUUGGAAUCUAUAUUCAGCCUUAGUUUGUUCUGCA
Messenger RNA from Arachis duranensis, 2422 nucleotides. Its product is annotated as probable glycosyltransferase At3g07620. Bases 488 to 2248 code for a protein of 586 amino acids. Lineage: Eukaryota; Viridiplantae; Streptophyta; Magnoliopsida; Fabales; Fabaceae. The transcript is spliced from 6 exons. The record is from RefSeq and is a predicted model, not a curated record. Gene Ontology annotation, molecular function: glycosyltransferase activity.